CAAGAAACCAGGGGAAGUCAAGUAUAAUUAGUAUAUUUUAUUUCACUAAGCAAGUCAGUUAAGAACAAAUUUUACAAUGACUGCCUACACCGGCCAGACCCAGACUAUGCUGGGCCAAUCGAGCUCUGUCCUAUGGGACUCCCAAUCACAGCCAGCCUGGAUUCGAACCAGGGUGUCUAUAGUGACACCUCUAGCACUGAGAUGUAGUGCCUUAGACCACUGUGCCACCGGGGAGUCCAAAGGCCACAAUGGCCGCUGGCCGUAAAAGGCAUGUAUUUGUUUAGGGGGCAUUACGGCCACACAAAGGGGAUGGGAAAAUUGGGAAAUUCUAGCCAUUAUCAAGUGCUUGUCAAAUUGUGAAUGAGAGACAGAUGAAGUGUGUACAGCCUGCACAAAUAACAAAGCAGGGCUCAUGCCUUUCAUGCAACUUUUUUCAAAUCAUCAUUAGAUUCGCAUCAUGCAGCCUUAGAAUAUAUUUAAAAAAUCUAAACAUAUAGCCCAACAUUUGUAUCACAAAUAAAAUUGCCUAAAUAACUCUAAAUUAAGCUGGCUGGGUCGCUAGCUAACGUUAUGUGUAUGCUCUCAGACACAUUUGCUUGACUAGUUAUCUUCUUCAGGAGUGGUGGGUUCCCUGCAGGACUAUGAGCUAAUGUAGGCUAAUGCGAUUAGCAUGAGGUUGUAAGUAACAAGAAAAUUUCCCAGGACAUAUAUGAUAUUGGCAGAAAGCUUAAAUUCUUGUUAAUCUAAUUGCACUGUUCAAUUUACAGUAGCUAUUACAGUGAAAUAAUAGCAUGCUAUUGUUUGAGGAGAGUUUACAGUUUUGAACAUGAUUAUUAACAUUAUUAAUAAACACAUUAGGCACAUUUGGCCAGUCUUGAUACCACAUUUUUAACAGAAAUGCAAUGGUUCAUUGGAUCAGUCUGAAACUUUUCCUGGCUUAGACGCUUGUGGGUUAAAGAUAUGACAGAUAAGAGUGGCUAUAGAGUCAGCUACUAUCCUCAGUAUAAGUUGUCAUCUAAGUGGUUAUGACAUUAGGCUUAUUCUCUGGAUCGACGUGUACGACAGCGUGUUCCAGUUCCCUCUAAUAUCCAGCAACUUCGCACAGCCAUUGAAGAGGAGUGGGACAACAUUCCACAGGUCACAAUCAACAGCAUGAUCAACUCAAGGAGAUGUGUUGCCCUGCAUGAGGCAAAUGGUGGUCACGCUGGUUUUCUGAUACAUGCCCCUUCCUUUAUUUUAAGGUAUCUGUGACCAAUAGAUGCAUAUCUGUAUUCACAGUCAUGUGAAAUCCAUAGAUUAGGGCAUACUAAGAGCAUAUUUCAAUUGACUUUUUCUUAGAUGAACCGUAACUCUGUAAAAUCUUUGACAUUUUUGUACAUUGUGUUUAUAUUUUUGUUCAGUGUACACAUCUACCUCAAAUACCUUGAACCCCUGCACAUUGAUAUGGUACUGGUACUCCCUAUAUACACUGAGUGUACAAAACAUUAAGAACAACUUCCUAAGAUUGAGUUGGACUCUACAAGCAUUCCACAGGGAUGCUGGCCCUUGACUCCAAUACACCCCACAGUUGUGUCAAGUUGGCUGAAUGGAUGUCCUUUGGGUGGUGAACCAUUCGUGAAAAACCCAGCAGCGUUGCAGUUCUUGACACAAACCGGUACGCCUGGCACUUAAAUAGUUUGUCUUGCCCAUUCACCCUCUGAAUGGCACACAUACACAAUCCAUGUCUCAAUUGUCUCAAGGCUUAAAAAAAUAAUUAUUUAACAUAUCCCCUCCCCUUCGUGUACACUGUUUGAAGUGGAUUUAACAAGGGACAUCAAUAGGGGAUCAUAACUUUCACCUGGAUUCACCUGGUCAGUCUAUGUCAUGGAAAGAGGGGUAUUCAUAAUGUUUUGUAUACUCAGUGUAUAGUUCAUUCUAGUGUAUUUUAUUCCUCUUGUGUUAUUAUUAUUUAUUUUUUCAUAUUUUUAACUCUGCAUCAUUGGGAAGGGCUCGUAAGUAUGAAUUGUAUGGUAAAGUCUACACCUAUUGUAUUUGGCGCAUGUGACAAAUACAAUUAUUUUAUUUAGAUUUUACUUGAUUUUGAACAGUCUUACAUCUGGAAGGUAAAAUGUUGCUGACCGGUUGGUCAGUUAGUAAGCUGACACUGAUUUAAUACGAGUUCAAAUGGCACAUGUACUGUAAGUGGUGCUCAACGGAGGGAAAUCUCGACAUGCCAGUCCCUGCAACUAAACAGGUUAAAAAAACUGGAUGACCUCAUUAGAUCUACUAAUGAGCAUACGGACAGCAUCAUGCGUUAACAUACCAUACAUGAUCUUUCACAUUUUUGGUUGAAUUCACAUUGAAUUCACGUCAGUUGACAACUCAAGCAAAUUGGAAUCAAAACUAUAAAUGAUGUCUGUGCCCAGUAGGUAGUUUAUCCCUCCCAUUUGCCAGGAUGUGGUUGGAUAUUGCUGGAUUUGUGCCCAUUGGUAAACUUUAUUUACAUUCAGUUUGCAGCUUUGCCUGUAGAUUUUUGUAGGGCUGUGUGGGUGUUAAGAUGUCUAUAAAGCUUUCUUCAAUUAAUGUUUUCCCCCAAAUAGGGUACUCCUGGUCCACAGGGUGAGAAGGGGGAUCAAGGUGACCAAGGACCGCGGAUGGUCUUCCCUAAGAUCAAUCAUGGCUUUCUUUCUGCUGACCAGCAGCUCAUAAAGCGGCGGCUUAUUAAGGGAGAUCAGGGUUCAGCAGGUCCGCCAGGACCUCCUGGGCCCCCAGGUUCCCCUGGCCCCAGAGGGCCACCAGGGGACACAGGCAAGGAUGGGCCCCGGGGAGUGACAGGUCUGCCGGGAGAACCUGGGACAACAGGAGACCUAGGACUGAUGGGUCCCCUUGGGCCUCCUGGCAUCCCAGGUGUUGAUGGGCUGAAGGGUGAAAUGGGAGAGAGAGGUGAAAAGGGUGACUUGGGAGAAGAUGGUCAAAGAGGUGAAGGCGGGGAGAAGGGUGAUGCGGGCUCCUCUGCGGCAGGCAUCAAGGGUGAACCAGGAGAGCCAGGACAUGGGGGAGCAAAGGGAGAGCCAGGACUUCCAGGGCUUCCUGGACUUCCCGGGAUUAAGGGUGAGCCUGGAUUCCUAGGACCACAGGGAGAACCAGGGCUCCCAGGACUACCAGGAACCAAGGGUGAGCGAGGGGAACUGGGCCCACCAGGCAAAGGAGAGCGGGGCGAGACUGGACCAUCCGGUCAAAAGGGAGGGCCAGGAGAGGCAGGGAACCCAGGCCCUAGAGGUUCAAAGGGAGAAACAGGAGACAAGGGAGUCCUGGGCUCCAUGGGACCAAGGGGACCCCCUGGGCAGAAAGGUGACCAAGGAGCCACUGAAAUCAUUGAUUACAACGGUAACAUCCAAGAGGCUUUAAAGAAGAUUACCACUAUUACAGUGACGGGUCCCCCUGGGCCUCCUGGACUAUCAGGAACAGCGGGAAUCAAGGGAGAUCAAGGCAUGCCUGGCCUCCCUGGGCUGGAUGGUGAAAUGGGUUUUAAAGGUUCCAAAGGAGACAUGGGAAUCCCUGGCACAUCUGGAGAAAAAGGAACUGUUGGCUUACCUGGUUUACCAGGCGUCAAUGGAUUGAAAGGGGAUAAGGGUGAUUCCGGUCUGUCUGGUCCUCAAGGGCCCUCAAUUAUUGGCCAACCUGGAGCACCUGGGCCCCAUGGACCCCCAGGUCCCAUGGGACCCCAUGGAUUCCCUGGACCAAAGGGGGAGGCUGGGAAUCAUGGUCUGAAGGGAGUGCGCGGGGGGUCAGGGUACAAGGGGGACAGAGGACCCCUGGGCCUCCCCGGAGCCUCCGGCUUGGACGGCAAGCCAGGAAUUAGGGGUAUGGACGGGCCUGUGGGUCCCUCCGGUCCAGCCGGGCCAAAGGGGGACAUAGGUGAGAGAGGAGCUGCAGGUGAACCCGGGCCAAGGGGGCCUUAUGGACUUCCUGGAGCGGCUGGAACACCUGGCCUUGAUGGGGAGAAGGGAAAGAAGGGCAAAAAAGGGCCUAAGGGGGAGAAAGGAGAACAGGGUGCCCCUGGAUUAGAUGCACCCUGCCCAUUGGGCCCAGACGGACUACCAAUGCCUGGUUGUUGGCAGAAGUGAUCAAUCUAAACUGAAAAGCAUGGAGUUUGUAAAUAAUGCUUAUUUUUGGGUAUUUAUAGUUUUUAUAAUGGAAAAUAUAAAAUAAAUAAAUAUACUGUACUGUAUGUGUACAGUGAAAAAGAGCCAAGGUCCAUCACUCCUAGCUGCUUCUACUAACCUCACUGUGUGGAACGUGUCACUCUCACAUCAGCAUCGUGGAUUCCAGAUCCUUGGCCAGCAGCAGAACUUGCACACACACAAAGGAGUUUAGUCCCAGACCUUGCAUGACCAGAGUGCUUGGGCACAGAUUGGAAUGUCAUGGCAAAAUUUGAUAAAAGGGGACUAAGAAGGCUGAAAAGGAGGUUGUGAGAGCAGAGGAUGAGGAAAAGGAGGCCUUGUAGGGAUUUGGACUGGCUCUUAAAAGCUUGAGAUCUAAAGCUCACCAUCCAUUCAUGCCAUACUACCAGCUUAAAAGACUCAAUUCCAACAAAACACCCUCCCCACUCCCAAAGAAGCAUAAAGACUGUUCCAAACAAUAUUUAGGCUAUAUGUAUUGAUAUACAGUACAUAUUUCAUUGUUGUGUGGUUGAAUUUUAUGGCUUCAGCAAAACACUAACUGUCUGUCAGUCAAUCUUACCUACUUAAAAAAGAAAACCCAGAGCUUUAGAUUUGUGGUUUUAUUUGCUCCUUUUUCUUUUAAUGUUCCAAAGGGAGUCACGCCUUGGCUGCUGGCUUAAAAAGGAUUCCCCAGGAAUUCAAUUUGGGUUGAUUUUCUUUAUUAUGGUGAGAUCUCCAAUGAGUCAAUAGAUGCAGAUCUUCACCGAUGCACUCGCGUGGGUCCCAGGGCGCGUUCCCUGCUGCCAGCAACCACUUGUUAUUGGACUUCGAGGAGAGUGUGAGCUCACUGCACUGUGAACAGCCAAUCGGAAAUGGGCUAGGCUGACAAGGACUUCGGAUUCAACGGACCUGUUUGGGAUCCCUCCAAGUAGAGGAGACAGUGGGCCUCGGCAAGGAGCCUUCAAUCAUCUCUCCUGCCAAUCACUGGUCUCCAUGCCGAUCAAGGAGAGUUUCUGCCUGUAACAAUGUUACUGUCACAAAACUACAAGGUAAAGAGGGUCAAUGGAAUUCUUCCUUUUUAUUUGAAGUUGUACUCUUGUAUUUACUUGUAAUAAUUGUGUAUAACAGCCUUUGGUGCCUCAAUAUUUUGUUAUUCAUUCCUUUAUCAGUAAAGUGCAACUUUUUAUCCUGCUUUGAGUAAUUGCUAAAAAGCAUAAGACUGUCAGAGGUGAUGGAGUCUAGGUGAGUGAAAUUGCAUUGGCUGGGGGCUGUAGUGCUUUUAGCGAGAGGGAGUUCAAUAUAAUGAACCAUCUUUAUUGCGGAAUGGUAACCUCUUGUAAAUUGUUAAAGUAUAAAAACACCUACGUUGCGCACUGUUAAUAUAUAUUGAAUGUUGAUGUUACUGGGUGUUAAUAUGGCAUGUACAUUAUGGCUUCAAAUGAACAUCAGCUUCUGUGUAAAACAAAGGGAAUUUGUUUGUUGCAAAAAUUGAAGUAAUAUUUAUGAUUACACAGCAUCAGAUUUUACACUCAUUUGAAGAAGCAUACAGUAUGUGUAAGCACUUAGAUAUCUAACACUUGUUCAUUGCUGGCCAUUUAACUGGAAAAUAUAUAAUGUGAGUUAUAUGCUUCACUGCAAGUUUAUUGUAUCUUUACACAUUAUUGUAUCUUACAUUUAAAUGCAGUAAUAUAUCUGCAACAAUAAGCUUUUUGUACAUUUUGACCUGGUAAUUCAGUAUAGGUGAAAAUGCCUUUUGGUAAAAUCCAUAAUUUUUUGCUAGAUAAUUGUUGUUUUAUCCAAAUGUCAAGUGGCAAUUUGCCUCAACUGGAUCAUGACUACAGCAACAUGCAACCUUUUUUUUAUUUAAUUUCUCAAACAAAAUGGAAAUGGUAAAACAGUUCAUUUCAGUUGAAUGUGUAACCCAGAAUCAGAUAUAUUGCCAUUUACAUCACAUUCCAUAGCAAUUUCUACAAAAAAGUGUAUUUCUUUAUUUAAUAAUUUUAAGGAUGCCAUAAUCCUAACAAUGCCCUUAUUUAUGCACAAUGAUUUUUGAUGCUUAAUGUAACUUGGAACAGUUAAUGUAAUAUUAUAAAUUAAUUACUACAAUAUGGGACGGUUUCCCAGACACAGAUUAAGCCUAGUCCUGGACUAAAAAGAGCUUUCAAUGGAGAAUCUCUAUUGAGCAUACUUUUGAGUCCAGAACUAGGCUUAAUCUGUGUCUGUGAAAACCGGACCUAUAUCAAAUAUAUUGUUGUUGUGAUAAGUUUGCCCACUCCACCCCAACCAUACAGGGAUAUCGAUGUCACAAAGUAAAUAGUAUGCUAGUGAAUAAUAGAUCAUGGUCUUAUUCUGGUGCUAUCAACUUUAAUUGUUUGAAAAAGCUGUAGAGAGUAUUCACUAUCCAUGACAACUAUAAGACAACAGAGUUAAAAAAAAAAUGUUUUUAAUGUAACAGUUUAAAUCAUUUUUGUGCAUAUACCUUUUAUUUAUCUGACUAUUUUAAGUGGUACAUUAUUUAUUUUAGUAUUUUCUUAAAACAGUCAUUCCUUAUUAAAAGGGGGUAGCUUUUGAAGGUCAUGAUACCCGUUGUUAAUUUACAAUGCUAGUUCAAAUCCAAUUUUGCAGGCCUUACCUUGGCAUUAAAUGUUUCUUAUUUCAAGUUAUGUAUGUCAUAAGAAAAGUAUUCAUGAGACAAGACAGUAUUGAUGGGCUUGGCUAAAAUGUUGUUUGUCCAUGACAAGCUGCAUAAAUAAGAUGAUAUUGUCCUUUCUCUAUUUCUCUCUUUGUAUUGAAUGUAGUUUGUUGUAUGUGGAUUUUAAAUAAGCAGUUUAAUAUGUGCUCAUUUGACAAGUGCAAAUUAUACAUUGGUUGAUGUGUGCAGCAUCACAAUGCAGCUUAAUAACAGUUUAAUAACAGGACAAACAGGACAAAUGUUAAUAAAUUUGAUCCUUCAUGAAAAGUACCACUACCUUGGCUUAGAAAAAUCACAAACAUUUGUGAUUUACAAGUCAAUUUUGUUUUCAAACUUGUAUAAAUACUUUCUUGUUAUCCAUAUUUUGAGGCUUGAUUUGAAUUGAGUUAUUUUUGACUCAAUUGCUGUUCACAAAUAAUUUGCUCUAAUUUAAUGGUUUGAUAAAAAAAAAAUGUUUGUCAUUUAAUUUAAAACCUUUGUAACAUUUUGUAUUACGAUGUUGCUGUGUCUUCAGUUAACAUGCAGCUGAUUCUUAUUUUUUUAAUCUUUUUAAUCUUUAAUCUUUUUUAAUCUUUUUUUAAAAUCUUUUGUUAAAUGUAUUAAGGGUCAUUUGGUUGUAAUACAUUAUCAAGUUAAAAAAAACCUUUAAAGGCUGUCAUAAACUGGGUGUUUCAACAGCCGUGGUAUAUCAGACCGUAUACCAUGGGUAUGACAAAACAUUUAUUUUUACUGUUCUAAUUACAUAGUAACCAGUUUAUAAUAGCAAUAAGGCACCUCGGGGGUUUGUGGUAUAUGGCCAAUAUACCACGUCUAAGGGCUGUAUCCAGGCACUCCUAAUACCUUUUUUUGCACUGUUGGUUAGCGCCUGUAAGUAAGCAUUUCACUGUAAGGUCUACACCUGUUGUAUUCGGCGCACGUGACAAUUAAACGUUGAUUUGAUUUGAUUACGUUGCGCAUAAGAACAGCCCUUAGCCGUGGCAUUUUGGCCAUAUACCACACCCCCUCGGGCCUUAUUGCUUAAAUAUAGGAGGAUCGUCACAUAGUUGACACAAACUUUUUUAACCCACCAAGUACCAGGCAUCCACUUUUCAACACCCAGAUUUAUUUUAAUUUAUAUACUGACAUUUCCUAUAACAUCCUCCUUACACUGUAGCCUAUUGACCUCAGUGCAAUAAUGCAAUCUGAUAGAAGCCGGAAAAAUACAAAUACAACUUCAAUUGAGCAUAGUUAUCUAACAAAUUAAAUGUCAUUUAUGUUGUUGUUAUUUGUCUAUUCUGUAUUUGUAUCACAGAUUGGUUUGCAAAUUUACUACUUAUUUAAAUGUACUAUCAGAUUAUGAAUUAAUCUGCACACAUUAUCUCAAAACCAUUUCAUAUGAAUGUACUGUUGGAGCCAAAUAAAUGCAGUCUUUCAAAUAA
Molecule: messenger RNA, 8252 nt
Organism: Salvelinus fontinalis (brook trout)
Lineage: Eukaryota; Metazoa; Chordata; Actinopteri; Salmoniformes; Salmonidae
Product: collagen alpha-1(XXV) chain-like
Exons: 31
Coding region: 2634-4106 (490 amino acids)
Source: RefSeq, a predicted model, not a curated record